Messenger RNA from Chlorocebus sabaeus (green monkey), 8240 nucleotides. The record is from RefSeq and is a predicted model, not a curated record. Lineage: Eukaryota; Metazoa; Chordata; Mammalia; Primates; Cercopithecidae.
GGCGGCGGCGGGGACGCGGGGACGCGAGGACGCGGCUUUGUGCAGGCGGGUCGCGGGGCGCCCAUGGCGGAGUGCGGCCGGGGGGGCGCCGCCGGCGGGGCCCUGCCCACCUCCCCGGGCCCGGCCCUCGGCGCCAAGGGCGCCCUGAAAGCCGGAGUAGGGGAAGGCGGUGGCGGGGGAGGUCGCCUCGGCCACGGGCGGGCGCGCUAUGACAGCGGCGGGGUUUCCAACGGAGACUGCAGCCUCGGCGUGUCCGGCGACGAAGCCCGGGCCAGCCCUGCCAGGGGACCCCGCGGCGUUGCGCUCGCCCCGACCCCCAGCGCGGUUGUCUGUCCCGUCCCCCGGGAGAGCAAGCCGGGCGGCCUGCCCCGCCGGAGCAGCAUCAUCAAGGAUGGUACAAAACAGAAGAGGGAACGGAAAAAGACAGUCUCAUUCAGCAGCAUGCCAACAGAGAAGAAGAUCAGCAGUGCGAGUGAUUGUAUUAAUUCAAUGGUUGAGGGUUCAGAACUCAAAAAGGUUCGCUCCAACUCUAGAAUUUAUCAUAGGUACUUUUUACUGGAUGCCGACAUGCAGAGCCUAAGGUGGGAGCCAUCUAAGAAGGAUUCCGAGAAAGCCAAGAUUGACAUUAAAUCCAUCAAGGAAGUGAGAACAGGAAAAAACACAGACAUAUUCCGCAGCAAUGGCAUUUCUGACCAGAUAUCUGAAGAUUGUGCAUUUUCUGUCAUAUAUGGAGAGAAUUAUGAGUCACUGGAUUUGGUUGCCAACUCUGCAGAUGUUGCAAACAUCUGGGUUACAGGACUGCGGUACCUAAUUUCUUAUGGAAAACAUACACUUGAUAUGUUAGAAAGUAGCCAAGAUAACAUGAGGACUUCUUGGGUUUCACAGAUGUUUAGUGAAAUCGAUGUAGAUAACCUUGGACAUAUAACUCUGUGUAAUGCUGUGCAAUGUAUCAGAAACCUCAAUCCCGGUUUAAAAACAAGCAAAAUUGAGCUUAAGUUCAAAGAAUUGCAUAAAUCAAAGGACAAAGCUGGUACCGAGGUCACAAAGGAAGAAUUUAUUGAGGUUUUUCAUGAGCUUUGUACUAGACCUGAAAUUUAUUUCCUUUUAGUUCAGUUUUCAAGCAAUAAAGAAUUCCUUGAUACCAAGGACCUUAUGAUGUUUCUUGAGGCAGAACAGGGUGUGGCACAUAUAAAUGAGGAAAUAAGCCUUGAAAUUAUUCACAAAUAUGAGCCAUCCAAAGAGGGUCAGGAAAAGGGCUGGCUGUCCAUAGAUGGGUUCACUAAUUACCUUAUGUCACCUGACUGUUAUAUAUUUGAUCCAGAACAUAAGAAGGUCUGUCAGGAUAUGAAGCAACCUCUGUCUCAUUACUUUAUAAAUUCAUCUCAUAAUACAUACUUAAUAGAGGAUCAGUUCCGAGGUCCCUCCGACAUCACAGGAUAUAUUCGAGCUCUUAAAAUGGGUUGCCGGAGUGUUGAAUUAGAUGUAUGGGAUGGGCCAGACAAUGAACCUGUAAUUUACACAGGCCACACCAUGACCUCUCAGAUAGUUUUCCGCAGUGUCAUCGAUAUUAUUAACAAGUAUGCAUUCUUUGCUUCAGAGUAUCCUCUUAUCUUGUGUUUAGAAAACCACUGUUCCAUUAAACAACAGAAGGUAAUGGUUCAGCACAUGAAGAAACUUUUAGGAGACAAGCUCUAUACAACAUCACCCAAUGUUGAGGAAUCUUAUCUACCAUCCCCAGAUGUCCUGAAAGGGAAAAUACUAAUUAAAGCAAAGAAACUGUCCUCAAAUUGCUCUGGGGUAGAAGGAGAUGUUACUGAUGAAGAUGAAGGAGCAGAAAUGUCUCAGAGGAUGGGAAAAGAAAACGUAGAGCAACCCAACAAUGUGCCUGUGAAGCGAUUUCAGCUUUGUAAAGAACUAUCUGAACUGGUCAGCAUCUGCAAAUCAGUUCAGUUCAAAGAAUUUCAGGUGUCAUUUCAGGUUCAGAAGUAUUGGGAAGUCUGUUCGUUUAAUGAAGUGCUUGCCAGCAAGUACGCCAAUGAAAAUCCAGGGGACUUUGUAAAUUACAACAAGCGUUUUCUUGCUAGGGUUUUUCCCAGUCCAAUGAGAAUUGACUCCAGUAACAUGAACCCUCAAGAUUUUUGGAAAUGUGGUUGCCAAAUUGUAGCCAUGAACUUUCAGACACCAGGACUGAUGAUGGACCUGAAUAUUGGCUGGUUUAGGCAGAACGGAAACUGUGGCUAUGUCCUCCGGCCAGCCAUCAUGAGGGAGGAGGUCUCCUUCUUCAGUGCCAAUACAAAAGACUCUGUCCCAGGGGUCUCACCUCAACUUCUUCACAUUAAAAUCAUCAGUGGGCAGAACUUUCCCAAGCCCAAAGGAUCAGGUGCCAAAGGUGAUGUGGUGGAUCCUUAUGUCUAUGUUGAAAUCCAUGGAAUCCCUGCUGAUUGUGCAGAACAAAGGACAAAAACAGUGCACCAGAAUGGAGACGCUCCCAUUUUUGAUGAAAGCUUUGAAUUUCAAAUCAACCUGCCAGAAUUGGCCAUGGUGCGCUUUGUAGUGCUGGAUGAUGACUACAUCGGGGAUGAAUUCAUCGGCCAGUAUACAAUUCCCUUUGAAUGUUUACAGACGGGCUACCGCCAUGUCCCCCUGCAGUCCUUAACUGGAGAGGUCCUUGCACAUGCUUCCUUAUUUGUCCAUGUGGCUAUUACUAACCGAAGAGGAGGCGGGAAGCCUCAUAAAAGGGGCCUUUCUGUGAGAAAAGGGAAGAAAUCCAGGGAAUAUGCAUCUUUGAGAACAUUGUGGAUUAAAACUGUGGAUGAGGUAUUCAAGAAUGCCCAGCCCCCUAUACGGGAUGCCACAGAUCUGAGAGAAAACAUGCAGAAUGCGGUGGUGUCAUUCAAGGAGCUGUGUGGUCUGUCCUCUGUGGCCAAUCUCAUGCAGUGCAUGUUGGCGGUGUCCCCCCGCUUUCUGGGGCCUGAUAACACACCCCUAGUGGUCCUAAAUCUCAGUGAGCAGUACCCCACAAUGGAGCUGCAGGGAAUUGUGCCGGAGGUUCUGAAGAAGAUCGUAACAACUUAUGACAUGAUCACCCUCCUUCCACCACUUCACAGUGACUCACAAGCUGCAACUCUUCCAACACCCACUUCCACCAGCAACCUUCAGGUCUUUUUCAAGGUUAAGUGCCAUGUUGAUUGUAGUAUUUUUUCAUUCUUUAACCAUUUAACAUAUGCAGAACUGUCAUAUUGUUUUUAUUCGAUGUCUUUUUUUGUUUAUGUGUCACUGAAAAAUUUUUUAGUGUUGUGCCCCUAACCCACUUUCCUUGCAAGCCCUGUGGUUUUUAUUGCACUAUUUUGUAUAGUGAGGUGAGUUUUAGGAUUACAGAACUGUCGUACUGCAGUUACAUUAGGUCCUUGAAUAAUGUCGUUUUGUUCAGCAUCAUUUCAUUAUGACAUCGAAGAGGAAAAAAUAAUUGAUUCCCAGCUGGGGCCACUUGUAUGGAGUUUGCAUGCUCUCCCCACGUCUGUGUAGGUUUUCUCUAGGUACUCCAGUUUCCUCCCACAUACCAAAGAUGUGAAUUUCAGAUGAAUUGGACAAUCUUCAGGGUCUCUGUGAGUGAGUGUAGAUGUGCCCUGAGAUGGGAUGGCUUCCUGUCCAGGGUGGGUUCCGCCUUGUACCCUGAGCUGCUGGGAUAGGCGCUGGCCACCUUUGAUCUGGAAUAAGUGGGUUGGAAAAUGAAUAAAUGAAUGAAUGAAUGCAUAUAAGUUAUUGGGAAAUAAAAAUUUAUCAGGUAUUUGGCAAUCAUCCAAAUGCACAGCAAUAUUUGUUAACUGUUUUUGAGCUGUGUGGUAGUAGAGGUUCCUCUGAAAAUUUUCAUUUUGCAAACAUUUGUUGAUUUAAUACACCACCGCUAUGACUCCUGUCACUUACGAAUUCACCACAAAUUGAGUAAAUAAUGAUCUUACUUGUUUUCAUUAAUCUUUCUUAAAUGUAUGUAUAGUUUGCAUUUAUUUCAGCAUUUAAAAUUAGAAGUGUUUUGAUCUUUAUUGAGAAGUUUGAUGAUGUUUUUGUGACCAGAAAUACGCUGUGGAAAUUUAACCGUUGUUUGUAUCAGUCAGCCAAUGGUAAAAUUGGUUUUGUUGUACCUUGUUCACUUAAAGUCACAGUUUCCAAGAACCUAUUCAUGUUAAGAGAGGACUUACUGUAUAUUUCUUCAUAGUUACUCAAGAUCACCAAAUUACCAAGUCCACAACUUCCAAUACUGUGGACUCACCCUCCUUCCAGCGCCUCUCUCUGUACACAUCUGUAAAUGUUUAGCAUCCUUGUUCUUUUCCUGCCCUCUGACCACUCUUGCACCUGUCAUACUAGUUAUUAUUCUCUCUGCUUAUUCCAGUGAUUUUGGAGCAUCAUGCAGUGUUCAUUCAUCUUUAAAAUUCCUUCCUCAGAGAUGUAGACAUUCUUUCAUCUCAGCUACUACCUCUGUGCAGAAAAUUUUUGAUUAUCCAGUGCCAGAACCAAGUUGUCACAUAAUUUCUGGUUGCUUCUCAAGAUUCUUAGACUUCCCUACUGUAACCACCAGCUCAAUUCAACUAGGGUGGAAGUUCACAUCCUAAAUGCAUUAACAUACUUAAAGGAACUGUAAAGCACUGUACAACUGUGGGGUGUAUAACAUGUUUAGUUGUAAACUGUAAAGCACUCUAUAACUGUGGGGUGUGUAACAUGUCUAGUUGUAAACUGGAAAGCACUCUGUAACUGUAAGGUGUGUUACAAUUUUUUUUAUCCUGACUAAUUUUCCUCUCUUAUCUUGGCUCUCCCUUCUGUGCCCACAGCAAAUCAGCCUUGGAGUCCUCCCCCACGUAAUCUCUUCAUGUCAUCUUUUCUUUCCAGCCCCUCUGCUGCCUCUCAUGACUCUCAUAUAGCGGUGGCCCCCACCUGCUUCGUGUUCCCACUUUUGUGCUCCCAUCUGCCAUUUCGUCCUUCACACUGAUGCUUGUUCAUGGUUCUGAAAUUUUACUUUGAUCACAACACCUCUGCUUAAAAUUGUCAAGGGUUUGUGAUUAAAUUCAAACUCUACAAUGUAGAAGUUCAUAUCUUAUCCAAUCUGGCCCUUACUCCUUUUCUAUCCAUGUUUCCUUACAUUCUUUAACACGAGUUGAGAUGCCUAGAAAACUUAACAAUAUUUUACAUGAUUUCAAGUCCUGCCCUUCCGCAUCAUGCCUGCAGUGGGGUUCUGUGUGUGGCAGCACCCAAAUAUGCUCCUCUAUAUGUUUGUUAGCAGUUGAGUAGUGCUUUUUAUCAAGCACAUCUCAGGUUCUCUCUAUAACUUUCUUUUAUGUAGGUUUUUUCCCCUGUAUAAAUUGUGUAGUGAAAGAUGUGGUAGUGGAAAUGAAGUUUCAUAAGAAACCCAGGACAAGUUACUCUGGAAACGGUUUGUUAUUUGGAAAGUGUUUUCAUAGUGACCUUGCUGGAAGAGAGGAUGACCACAGCUCUUAAUGAUAUGGCAGACCUCGGCCCCUGGAUGGGCACCAGCUCUCUGUCCUUCCCACAGCGGACUGCAGCUACAGUGCUCCCGCCAUGUGAGAUGGAAAGGGGAGCUGGGUUUCAUUGUAGUGCAUAGCUGGCCAAAGACCUCUACAGCAAUAAUCUUUUAGUAUUUCAAUUUAAAUAUGUGACUUUUAUAUUAUGUUCAAGUAUUUAAAAGUACACUGUAUUUUCCAACAAUAACUUUAUAAAUGGUGCCUCUUCCAUUAGUUCAACUUUGUAAGAUUUUUCUGUACUUGGCAGCUUUAGUAAAGGAAAAACUUACCUCUGGAUUUCAGUUGAGAAAUCUCAAAUCCUGAUGUUUUAGAAUCAAACAAAAUUCUUUACCCACACAGUAAUAAUUAUUUUAUAGUGAUAAAAAGAGAGAUUAUAUUGCUAACUCAGAGAGCUGUUUCUUUCAAGAGUGCAGAAAAAAGCACCAAAGCUUACAAAUUCCUGAGGGCAUCUUGAUCUUACUUUCUGUCCUAUUCAUGGCAUUAGUGAACUGACUGGCUUUGCAGGGCCACACAGUACAAGGCUGACCAUCCACCAGGGAUGCUGAGCUUUAAGAGGCUGUUUUAGUCUAUUUUGUGUUUUUAAAACAGAAUAUCACAUCCUGGGCAAUUUAUAAAAACUGAAAUUUAUUUUCUCAUAAUUCUGGAGGCUGGGAAGUCCAAAAUCAAGGCUCGGUGUCUGGUGAGGGUCUUCUGACUGGCUCCUCAUGUGGCGGGAGACAAAAGGACACACUAUCUGAACGCUGUGUGAAACCUCUUUUAUAAGGACCUUAAUCCUAUUGACUAGGGAGGAGGCCUCUUGGCUUCAUCACCUUUUAAAGGCCCUGCCUGUUAAUACAAUCACAUUGGCAAUACUUGAAUUUUGAAGGGGACACAUUUAAACCAUAACAGAGGUUGCCAUUCAGAAAAUUCUGACUAGAUGGGAAAAAGUUACUUUGGAUUGAAUUAGUUCCUAUUUUCUGAAAACCUUAUCCAUGAUCACAUUUGCUGUUUUGUAUUCACCCCUGGAGUCCAGAGAAGCAAGUCCUGCUUUGGUCCAAUCCUCCCAAGGUCAUCCUGAGCCUGGUGGUGCCUGAAGCCCCAUCUUGCUACCUGGGUGUUUACUGGUCCACUGAGGCCUAUCAUGGAUCUCCAAGGUGAUCAUGGCAGUUUGGGGGCAUUCAGUGGUUAGGGCCAGGUGUAUAGUCCAUCAUUGUUGUAAGCCCAUUGGCAUGUUUGAGAAUGGUAAUCUUUACCUUUUUUGAGUUUGGAAAGAUAUUUCCCUGUUAUGUGUCAAGUAAUCAUAGAAUCCAUGUGAAGGAACAAAGUUUUUUUACUAUCUAGCAUUUUUCUUUUAUAGCAACUUUAGGACAUCUCAGACUUUGUAACUUCGUUAGAAACAGCUACAACAGAAGAUGCAGUAGUCACAUCUGUGUUGAGUAGGACAGGCAAAGAAAGGAGUUUUGAGGUUGGGAUUUUCUGUCUGAAACUGAGAUUCAAAACAAGAUAAAGGGGAAAUAAUCUAGAAUUCAGAAGAUGUUAUUACUAAAACUUCUUUCACCCAAGUAUUUAAAAUUAUUCACAAACUACUUUUAUAAUUAUUAACAAAAUCUGUGUUCUUAAGAUGAAGAGCAAUUCAGUGAAUUGUCUGAAAUCAGACAUAAGGUCCUUAUAUAAAAUCACAGACUUGCUUAUUCUGAAAAUUGAAUUUUCCUAGUUGAUAAGCAAGUUUCAAAACAGAAUAUGAAGAGCAGUCUAUAGAAAUCUAGUAAUAUAUAAUAUAUUUAUGUAAUAAUAACCCUUCUCAUAGCUGUGUCUAUAAACAGAGAAGUUUACUUUACACUAACAUGGGAGUUUCUUUCAAAACAUAGCACUCUGAUGAAAGGCAUUUCUGGUUUCUUUCCAGCUUAAUAAAAUAUAAAUUUUUAUUUUUAUUUUGCCUUUAGUUGAAAUUUCCUGCUUUUCAUCUGCUCAAAUUCUGUUUUAAAAUCUUAUAUUAGAGGUGAUCAAAUUUAUGAAAUAGAUUUCUAGGCUAUGUUAAAUCCAUAGAUUUUCCAAACACUUUAGUUCCAGAAAUGUAGGAGGUACUGGUAACAGGCCACUAAUAUAAAAUCCAUUAGCAACAACCAUAUAAAAGCAUCUUGCCCUGGAAAAAACAAUAUAAACAUCCAUGUGGUGAGUUACUCAGGCUGGCAGCAGGGUGUCUGAUUGCUGUGCCAAGGCUUACACCUGUGUGUUUAUAGGGGCUUGAUGAAAUUCAUGCAUUUGCAUUAAUGCAGAUAAUGCUUAUAUAAUUAACCACUCUACUUGGCUUUGCAUUCAUUAGUGACAUAUCAAUGUAAUAUACACAGAGAAAACAAGAUAAAGUAGUUUUUUCCUUUGGCUCAUGCAUUGAUAUUACUACCCACACAUCUGCUUUUGUCUAAUCUGAGAUACCUAUUCUAGUAGUUUCACAUUAAAUAUAAAUUAUUUAUUAUUUAUAAUAAUGAAUUGUAAAAUAGAGACAAGUAAUUUAUUGCUGUCAUUUUAAAAUGUUUUCUCAAAGUGCUUUAUAGAAAUAUUAUUCUGAAAAAAAACUUUGGGUCAGUGUUAGUAGCUGAGAUGAGAUUACUAUAUUGUGUGUAGCAGCUUUUAGGAGUUACAAAAUUUCCUCUGCUUUUGUGCUUUCUUCUGGUUGGAACAUCCUUUCGUCUUCACUUGUGCAGUUGCCACUCAUGUGUCAAGACCUGUCAU